AUGAUUAAGCCUUCCAAACCUGACUAUUUUGAAUACUUUGGCAGAAUUUAUGGAAUUCUACUGUAUAAAGAAUUUGUCCAGUACUGGGAUGACAUAAAAGCAUUUGAGGCAAGAGCAGAUGACCUUGUCAUUGCCACCUUUUCCAAAUCUGGUACAAUCUGACUUAGUGAAAUUGUAUACAUGAUCUAUAAAGAGGGUGACAUGGAAAAGUGCAAAGAAGAUGUCAUUUUUAAUCAAAUACCUUACCUGGAAUGCAGAAAAGAAGAGUUGAUGAAUGAAGUUAGACACUUAAAACACAUGGCAUCUCCUAGAAGAGUGAAGACUCAUCUGCCACCUGAACUUCUCCCAGCCUCAUUGUGGGAAAAAAACUUGCUUGGCAUUGUGAGGCAUGUGAAUGAACUAGACAAGGAUAAAGCAGGAGAUAUUAAAAUCUAUGGUCCAAAUUCUGAAGAUUCUAAUGUUUCUUAUUUGUUUACUUUUAUCAUAAAAGCCAUGCAUCCUGUUAAAAUUAUUCCAUACAGAAAGAAAUCAGAGGGGAGCGUUAAAUUGAUGCAGUUCCUAGGAAGGAAGCCAUCAGAGGAGUUUGUUGACAAGAUUAUACAACAUGCUUCAUUCCAGAUGAAGAACAAUCCAUCUACCAAUUAGACAGCACUGCCAGAUGAAAUCAUGAACCAAAAAGUAUCUCCUUUCUUCAGAAAGGGUGAGAUAGUCAGGGUUUGGAAGAAUCACUUUACAGUAGCCCUGAAUGAAAAAUCUGAUAUGCGCUAUGAGAAGCAAAUGAAGGGAUGUACACUAAAGUUAUGAACUGAGAUCUAA
Molecule: messenger RNA, 816 nt
Organism: Manis pentadactyla (Chinese pangolin)
Lineage: Eukaryota; Metazoa; Chordata; Mammalia; Pholidota; Manidae
Product: sulfotransferase 1E1-like
Exons: 8
Biological process (GO): sulfation
Cellular component (GO): cytoplasm
Molecular function (GO): sulfotransferase activity
Source: RefSeq, a predicted model, not a curated record